UCGGUAGAAAAAUAUCCACACACGUGCAGUUCAAAAAUGAUACACUUAAAAAUAUAUUUAGUGAAUAUUAUAUUUAUUACGAUAUGUUUAAUACAGUGUGUACAAACGGCUGGUGAAUUAGAAAAUUUAUUAAAACAAACUAUUUAUACGGUGUAUGCACCGAAAACAAAAGUUGUUGAAAAUGAAAAAUGUGUUGAGCAAAGUAAAAUUUAUUAUGAUGCACUAAUGAAUAAUCAAAAUUGGGCCCUAAAAAUGUUUGAUGCAUCUGGUAAGGUCAUCGAAGGAUUCUACUCGUAUAAUAAUGUGGAUUUGGGUCAAUUUGAUCAAUGUUUAUCGUUCUCAGAAAACGUAAAUAAUACUCUUAUUAAAGGAAAAUAUUGUCUUACAACAAUGACAUUGGCGUCAAAAAAUGAGUCAACAAAGAGUGAAGAUCCUGAGGUAACGGACGUUGUUCCAACAAUUACACAAUCAUUAAGCACUGCCAGUAUAAAGUUCAGAUGGGCAAUUUGUGUUCCAGCAGUGUGCACAGCUGAAGAUGUACAAAAUCAUUUAAAUUAUGUACUUGGAGACAAAUUUUCUUUUACCGUUAAAGAGUCAAAUUGUCAAAGUAAAGAAACUAUGCCAACUUUAACUGCUGGUGAUUGGGCCAUGAUUGGAGUAUUAGUUUUGGUUGGCUUACUUCUUCUUACAAACACAAUUUAUGAUGGAUAUUUAAUUUACUAUAAUUUAGAGCCGUUGCAUCCAUUGUUAUUAUCUUUUUCAAUAAUUUCCAAUGGACAGAACAUUGCUCACAUUAAUAAAAAUCCAGAUCAGUUUCAUUGUUUACAUGGAAUUCGAUGGUUUAGCAUGAUGUGGGUGGUUAUAGGACAUCGAUUUCUUUUUCAAACGCAAAAUGCUGCAAUUUUUAAUAAAAUUGGUUUGGAAACGUUUUUAGAAACAUGGUACAAUUAUCUUGCAAUUGGUGGACAGGUUGCGGUAGAUUCAUUUUUUGUAAUGGCAGGAAUGCUUUCAAUGUAUUUAUUUUUGAAAGCAAAAUCAGCGGGAAAACCUGUAAAUAUAUUGUUGAUGUAUAUUCAUAGAUAUUUAAGAUUAACACCCCCAAUUGUUUUUGCAUUGCUGUUUGUUCUAACAUUAUCAAAAUUUGUUGGAUCUGGUCCAUUUUGGCCAACGAGUAUUAAAUAUGAACGUAAAGGUUGUGAAGAGAGCUGGUGGGCUUUAUUAUUAUAUAUACAAAAUUAUCGGCCUGUUAGUAAGAUAUGUUUACAACAUAGUUGGUACCUGUCGUCUGAUACUCAAUUAUUUUUUAUCGGACCUUUUAUAAUGUUGUUCGUUUAUCGUUUUAAGAAAAUUGCAUAUUACUUAUUUAGUGGCCUUAUUGUGAUAUUUAUUAUUGUACCUUGCCUAGUAGCCAUUCACUACGAUAUUCGCUCAGCCUAUAAAGAUAUGCUUGGUGAAAGAAUGAUUGAUUUUUUUCAUUAUUAUUAUUUCCCGUCACAUACUCGAGCUGCUACUUACAUAAUUGGUCUUACACUUGGAUAUAUUAUGUUUGAAAAGAAGAAGACAAAAGUUAUAAUACCACCAGUAUAUAAUAUUUUAUGCUGGGUUUUAUCACUGGGAGUUAUGCUUUUAAUAAUACUAUUUCAGUAUCCAAUAAAUCAACCGAAUUAUGAAUAUAUAAAAUGGAUCGAUGUUACUUAUACUUCAUUGCAUCGUGUAUUUUGGAGUAUUGCUUUAUCAUGGAUAAUAUUUGCUUGCAGUUUUGGUUACGGAGGUCCAAUCAAUUGGUUAUUAACUCGACCAAUCUUUCAAGUAUUAGCAAAAUUAACAUAUUGCAUGUACAUUGUCCAUUAUUCAAUACUGGUGUAUCGAAAUGGCUCGGUUAAAACUGUCCAAUAUUUUAAUAACAUGAAUACUUAUUAUGAAUAUUGUGGCGAUUUAAUAUUUACAACGAUAGUUGGAGCAAUAUGGAGUUUUUCUUUUGAAAUGCCUUUUGGAGUUAUUGAGGGUUAUCUGUUUCGAGGAUUAAAACCUAAAUCACGUUCAAAGCCGGUAAUUCCAUUAGCAAAUGGUUUUAAAGAUAGUUUUAGGAGUAACGGUAUAAUAUCAACUAGGUGCUAAAACAAUAUAUUAUUUUUUUUAUUAAAUUUUUUAAAGAUCUGA
Molecule: messenger RNA, 2160 nt
Organism: Chrysoperla carnea
Lineage: Eukaryota; Metazoa; Arthropoda; Insecta; Neuroptera; Chrysopidae
Product: nose resistant to fluoxetine protein 6-like
Exons: 13
Coding region: 37-2118 (693 amino acids)
Molecular function (GO): acyltransferase activity, transferring groups other than amino-acyl groups
Source: RefSeq, a predicted model, not a curated record